AUGGUUUCCCACGGCCGGGCCGCACUGACAGCCCCUCAAGAACGAACAACGGAUACCCCGUCUAGCACUUCCACCCCCUCAGAAACAAACACCCCCUCGGCAACGAUUAUCCCCUCUGGCACCGGCACCCCCUCUAGCACUUCGACCCCUUCGGGCACUUCGACCCCCUCGGGCACGAACACCCCUUCAGGAACCAACACCCCCUCAGGCACUUCCACCCCCUCGGGAACCAGCGCUCCCUCCGGCACAACCGCCCCCCCCGCCAAGACCACAGCCCCCCCGGUCAAGACCACGGCCCCCACCCCCCAGACCACCAAGAACGGCCCCAUCGGGAGCCCCCCCGACUUCGGCUCCCCCGCCGGCGAGCCCACCAACUCAACCCUCGCGCCGGUCCCUACCAAAACCCUGACCGGCACCCACACCCCGACCGCGACCCCCAAGGCAACUACGGUACCGAGCGCAACCACCAAGCCUGGUUCCAACACCCCGGGAUCUGCCACCCCCGCUCCCAGCGCCACUAACUCCCCAAUAGCGACCCCCGUUUCGACCACCCCCGGCGCAACCCCGGUCACAGUCCCGACCGUUACGAUGGCCACCAGGCCCCCGGUUCAGACCCCCGGGCCGACGACUCCGUGCGCCAACGUCGCCCCUGGUGCCACCCCCGUCCCGACCACUCCCGGCGGUACACCGGUCACGGCUCCCACCGUCACAAUGGCAACGAAUCCCCCGGUUCAGACCCCUGGCCGGCCCAACACCCCGACCGGAACGAACACCCGACCGGAACGAACACCCCGAGCGGAACUAACACCCCCACCACCCCCGGUGCUCCUCAGCCGGCGCCCACCCCCCAGGCGGCUUUCCACGGAACGCCCAGCGGAAACGGGUCGACCCCGGGGACCCACGUGCCGCCGAGCGACGGACGCCCCGAGCCCUGCACCUCACUUCGUCGGCAAGCACGGCGAGAAGUUCGAUUUCAACGGCGAGCCCGGCCAGUCGUACUGCCUGAUCGCCGACAAGAAGAUCCACAUCAACAUGCACGUCUUCGGCGGCAGGAGAGAGGGCACCACGUACAUCGACGAAGUCGGCAUCCUGUACAAGGACACCGAAAUCUACGUCGCUGCCAAGUCCGCUGAGGGAACCAAGUGGCGCGACUUCCAGGGCGAUGUUUCCGUCAACGGAAUUGAGCUCCCCGCUUCCGAUGUCGACAUGACCGUCGAGAAUGUCGCCAUCUCCCGCAACAGGACGUCGGUGCGCGUGACCGCCCCCGGCUGGUUCGACAUCACGAUGGACAUCACGCGCGCGAGCUUCUGGCAGAACGGCCCCGGAGCAAACUUCCUUCGAGAUCCAAAAUCCCGUGACAGAGUCCUGAAAGAGACUCUCGAUUCCUGGAACCCUCAAAUAAUCACUCACCCGCUCUUCUUUUACCCCCCCGCAGGUCAACUUCAAGGUCUCCCAGCUGCGCGUGACCCCCACCGUGCACGGGGUGCUCGGACAGACCUACCGCGAGAGCGACGCACGUACAAGAAGAUGGCGCGCGCCGAGGUGUCAGCCGUGUCCGGCAACGGCCUCCCGGCAUUCAUGGACGGGUCCGAGGAGGACUACGAAACGAGCGGGAUCAUGAAGCGCGGACUGCAAGUUCGGCAAGUUCCAGAUGGUCAGCCAGGUGGAGAAGAAGACCAACAGUUCGGGGGGGAGGAGACUGCUGGCGGCCGAGGGGGAGGAUAA
This is a messenger RNA of Klebsormidium nitens, 1725 nucleotides long. Lineage: Eukaryota; Viridiplantae; Streptophyta; Klebsormidiophyceae; Klebsormidiales; Klebsormidiaceae. The record is from the annotation of a GenBank genome assembly.